This is a messenger RNA of Phytomonas sp. EM1, 2607 nucleotides long. The record is from the annotation of a GenBank genome assembly. Lineage: Eukaryota; Euglenozoa; Kinetoplastea; Trypanosomatida; Trypanosomatidae.
AUGAAGGAACAAGUCGGGGCUGAGCCCGCGAUGGUGCGGCUCCUCUGGGAGCGCUACUGUGGCGCCCUACAAGGCUCCAGCAGCAACGGCGGCCCCCCCACGCUCUUGGACUACACGGAUCCCGUGGUGGAUGAGAUCUGGCAGCUUUUCUUUCCGAUUUUAAACGAUGUGAAGUUGAUCCCGGUCGGAUCGCUCGCGCCGUCGGCGCUGCCCGCCCCAUUCACGACACCUUAUCCUCGCGAACCCACCUCCCACGACAACGGCGAUGGUACGAAUGGGGAUGAUGCGAUCGAAGGGCCGGAAGAGGCCUUCCCAGAGAACGAGGAGGACCUGGAUGCGGAUCCCGACGUCCUCCCCGCCACGUGUGUGUUUUACCUCGCCCUCAAAGGCCCCUCCCCGGAAGAUGUCCUCGGCGAGGCGGUGGGCGGCCCCUCGGCGGCGGUGCUCUCGCGCGAGAUGGCCUCCCUCCUCUGCCAGCAGCCCCACAUCGUCCUCCCUUUGCUUGAAUUCUUCGUGGCGCUGCGGGAGUCCCGCCGGGGGUCCCCUUCCCGUUCGUUGGAUGGCGAAACCCCCUCCGCGAGGCCACGCAUGCGGGUGAGUUGCGGCGUCCUGGGCGACCCCACGCAGCUUCUGCCGUUCGAUCAGCUCGGCGCCGCCCAGCUCGGCCGGCUGCUCACGCUCAAAGGCACCGUUGUUCGGAUGAGCCCCCCUCGACUGAGCUGCCUUCGCAUGACGUACCGUUGCGGCCUCUGCGAGGCGAUUCAGACCCUCGCGACGGAGGACGGCCUUCUGGUCUACCCAGGCCCCUGCCACGGGCGAGGCCAAAGGCGGUGCCGGGGGUACAAAUGGACCCCCCUCCCCGACCACGCCGUCUGCGAGGAGGUGCAGUUUUUAAAGCUGCAGGAGCACACGGACUUCUUUGACGGGCAACGCGCCGCCGGGGCGGGGAAGGAGUCCUCCGGCGGGGCCUACAAAGUCGUCGAGGUGGAGCUUCGCCACCCGCUGCUGGAUCGGGUGACCGUAGGGGAGACGGUGUGGGUGUGUGGGGUGUUGCACACCUACCGAGGGGAGCUCCGCCGCGCCGGGGCGUCCUGGGGAGGGGGGGUGCAACACCUCUGCCUCCACGCCCGCUCGAUCGAGGCGGCGAAGGAGGUCUGGUGGCGAACCCCCAGCCCUUCUCCCGCGGAAGGGGGAGGGGAAACGGGGAGUUGGUGGUCUCCCGAUGAGUGUGCGCGGUACUACGAAAUGGCGCGUCAUCCGCGAUGGUUUGCGCGUCUGACGGCCUCCGUUGCCCCUUCGUUGUACGGCCUGCGGCGGGAAAAAGAGGCGAUCCUGCUCGCCAUCGUCGGGGGCUCCCCGACGAACAAGGUGGGCUGUCGAGGCGGCAUCCACCUCCUGCUGUUGGGGGAUCCGGGGAUGGGGAAAUCGCAGCUGCUGCGCGCGGCCUGCGCGAUCGCGCCGCGGAGUGCCUUUGUGUGCGCCCACACCUCCUCCACCUGCGGGCUCACGAUGACGCUCGUGCGGGAUCCGGUGACGGGCGGCGCGACCUUCGAGGCCGGCGCCGUCGUCCACGGCGAUGGCGGGGUCACCUGCAUCGACGAAAUCGACAAAACCGCGGCGGAGCACAAGGCCUUGCUGGAGGUGAUGGAGCAGGAGUGCGUGAGUAUCGCGAAGGCGGGGAUGGUCUUCUCGAUGCCCGUGCACACCUCCAUCCUCGCCGCGGGCAACCCCAUCGGCGGGCGGUUUGACUUUAGCAAGCCGAUCAUGGCGAACGUGAAUCUAUCGCGCGCGCUGCUCAGCCGCUUUGAUUUGGUGGUUUGCCUGCAGGAUCGACGGGAGGGCGCGGAUGCCCCGGCGGAGGAGGCCGGCGACUGGGAUACCGGGCUCACCCAUCACGUUCUCAACCUGCAUCGCCAUGGCAAGGGAGACGAAGGAAAGGAAACGGAAACGGAAAACGGCGAGAGGGAACGAAGAGGUGGGGGUGCGAAUCGUGGUGGACCUUCCGGCGCGCCCGCCCGCGCUGGGGGGGUCGCGGUGCUACCACACGAUUUGGUUCGUCAGUUCAUCCUUUUCUGCCGCUCGCAAUGCCAGCCGACGCUCUCGGCGGCUGCGCUGGCGGUGCUCAAGGCGCAUUACCUCGCGGAGCGGGAAGGAGGAGCGGGGGGCUCCUCGACGGCGGGGUGUCGCCAUCGUGAGGGCCUCGUCACCCCACGCUACCUUCAAGCCCUCGUCCGGCUCGCCGAGGCGCGAGCGAAGGUGGAGCUGCGCACCGAGGUCUCCCGCGAGGACGCGGAGUACGCCGUAAACCUCGUGCAGGACUGCCUGAGAAGCUUCUCCGCGCCGGGCGCGUGCUCGACGGCGGCGUCCGAAACCCUGAGUGGGCUGCCUGGGGGGCGGGGGAAAAAAAGUACCCAACGCGAGGUGGUUAUUAAUCUGCUUAAGGAGGCAAUUAUUCGUGGCGGCGGGGUCAACCGGCUCUCGCACAACACCAUCCUUCAGGCCUGUGAGGAGGCCGGCUGUCGGGAUGGGAAUGCGAUGCUGCACCAGCUAAACGAAUUUGGGGUGCUGUUGAAAUGUGGGGAUAAGUACACCCUCCGUGGGGUGUGA